UGUUUUUUGCUUCGAAAAAUAGAGAAAACGAAAUACGAAAACACAAACGAGAAAUUUGUGACGAAACACGACGUUUCAGCGUUGUAGAAAGGAGAGAGAGAGAGAGAGAGAUGAUAAUGGCGAGAAGUGCCGAUGCUGCUGUGGUUUUGAGAAAUGGUGUUUGUGGUCAUCUUCCCAAGGGUAUUUUCUCUCAAUUUCGUUGUUUUCUUACAAUCUUACUGAAUCCCUAUUCUGCGGAAGACCAAUUUCAAUAUGGGUUUGCUAAUCUUGAUGAUGAUGAUGGUGCCCUAACUCAGUUUCAUCACAUGCUUCGAAUGCGACCUUUGCCAUCAAUUGUUCAAUUUAAUCAACUUUUAACUUCAAUUGCAAGAACGAAGCAUUACUCCACCGUGAUUUCUCUUUUUACGAAAAUGAAUUUGUUAGAAACUGGUUUCAUCAAACCAGAUAAGUUUACACUUACCAUCGUGAUUAAUUGUUUCUGUAACUUGAAUCGAGUUGAUUUGGGUUUUUCUGUUUUCAGGAAUCUAUUGAAACUUGGUCAUGAACCAGACACCACAACCUUCACUACCCUCAUCAAGGGGUUUUGUCUUAAUGGUAACAUGGCUUCUGCAGUUAAGUUUUUUGAUGAGAUUGUGGAGAACGGGUUCCAACCCAAUUUCGUUACUUACGGCACUAUAAUAAAUGGACUAUGCAAAAUUGGAAACACCAGUGCUGCUAUUCUUUUGCUAAGAAAGAUGGAAGAAAUAGGAGGUUGUGAGCCUGGACUAGUGGAAUACAGCACAAUCAUCGGUAGACUUUGCAAGGACAAACUAGUAACCGAGGCUUUCAAGCUCUUUUCGGAAAUGAUAGGUAAAGGUUUUUCACCAAAUGUCGUCACUUACACGUCAUUAAUUCAAGGUGUAUGUUGUUUAGGUGAGUGGAAAGAAGCUAUAAGAUUGUUGAAUGAAAUGGUUGGUAAGAAUAUCUGGCCAAAUGUUCAAACUUUUACCAUUUUAGUUGAUGCACUUUGUAAAGAAGGAAAGGCCAACAAAGCACAAGCUGUUGUUCAAUUGAUAAUCCAAAGAGGUGUGGUGCCUGAUGUUGUCACUUAUAGUGCUGUAAUGGAUGGGUAUUGUCUGUGUGGCCAAGUAGAUGAGGCAAAGAAAAUGUUUGAUGUUAUGGUCAGUAGGGGUUGUGCUCCUAAUGUUUUCGCUUAUAAUAUCUUGAUAAAUGGGUACUGUAAGAUCAAAAACAUAGAUGAAGCCAUGAAUCGCUUUAAGGAAAUGUCUCGAAAAGGAUUGCUUCCCGAUACUAUUACCUACACCACUCUUAUUGGUGGCUUGUGCCAAACAAGAAGACCUCAAGAUGCACUUUUGCUUCUUGAUGAGAUGCAAACUUAUGGCCAAAUUCCUAAUCUGUUUACUUACUCUACUUUGUUGGAUGGCCUAUGCAACAACCAAUAUCUUGAUGAGGCAUUGGCAUUGUUUGAAAAGAUUGAAACAGCUGGAUUAGUUCCUAAUAUUGUUGUCUAUAAUAGCCUAAUACAACAAAUACUUUUAUCAGAGGAUUGCCUACUUAAGUGUAAAGCAACUCCGCUUGAAUAAAAUUGCCAUUACCUAUGGCUCCAAGAGCAUUCACUUUUAGGCGCAUAUGAGAGAACCAAUGCAGACAAUAACAGUUCAUCCACAAAUAUCUGAGAAUGUUGCUUAUUUGACAAAACCAGUUUGCUGCAAGGUACAUACAACAGAUAAAAAGGUAUCAUGAUAAAGACUAGAUGAUAUAUAAAACGCAAAUCCCAGAGGAUCAUAUCACAAAUGACAUCAGCGAGAAAACAUGGUUCUAGCACAAGCAAGGCUUUAAAAAGCAGCCGCAACCGUUAUGUAACGCCGUUACGUAACGGUUUUGACGGUUACCGCCACCCGUUACGGCCGUUUUUGUAGUGUGAUUGAGAUUCGCAGGUGUGUCGGCCGUAGCGGUCGUAACGGUGCCGU
This is a messenger RNA of Camellia sinensis, 1970 nucleotides long. Lineage: Eukaryota; Viridiplantae; Streptophyta; Magnoliopsida; Ericales; Theaceae. The record is from RefSeq and is a predicted model, not a curated record.